This is a messenger RNA of Coregonus sp. 'balchen', 15818 nucleotides long. The record is from the annotation of a GenBank genome assembly. NCBI's taxonomy places the organism in Eukaryota, Metazoa, Chordata, Actinopteri, Salmoniformes, Salmonidae.
CGCAUGAGUUUCACCUCCAGCGUGGAGCAGACCUGCAAGCUGUUUAUGAUAGCCUACCUGCUGCUCAAGAAAGAUGAAGCGCGGAGCGUCACACUGUUUUCUUCACCUUCUGUGGCUCUUUUUUGUUCAAAUUGAUGCAUCCAGUGAUUUGCCCAUAUGCAAAGAGGUAAGGAGCAUGGAAUGAUAAGUUACUUUUAAACAUAAUUGUGACUGUAAUUGACGGGAUUUUCACCCAUAUGGCAUAACCAUAACAUAAAGUGCACUUCAUUAGGUAACCUAAAUAAAAUGUAGUGUGAUGUUUCACUUAAUGUUUUACAUUUAUUUUGUAUAAAAACUCACAUUUCAGAUAAACUUAACUGAAGUGUAAAGUUUCUAUUAACAUGCUGUAAUUUUCUACAAUAGAAUUGCAAACAUUUUCCUGUAGUUUUCAAUGCAGUCUUGAAAAAAUCCAUUAUCCAUCCUUUUAUGAUCCAUUAUGAAAAGCAUAUUGACUGAUCAGUUGGAGCAGAACUCAUUCAUAUUGACAGAAAUACACGUUGUCUGUUGCAGCCUAUGUCUCAGUAAUGUCUGAAUUUGACCUCCAAAAUGGCACUAUACUGUAAAGUACAAGCCAUCAUAAGUGAAGAUGAUCUAGAAACCUGAUCAUAUAUCAUAUUUGAAGAAGUAUCCUUCACACAAUUAGUAGGAAUAUUUGAUGAGUAAUAGAUGUUUGCUAUAUAUGGAAAUAUGAUGCAAAAGCAAUGAGUUAUCAGAACCAUAUAAUUCAAAACAGUCACACAUGGCUGAAUGGCCAGUUAUAGGACAGAAUAAAUGCAGAGCUGUUGGUCUAUCUGUUAGAAUUCUGCUGUAAUAUUAUGGUAUUUCAAGAUAGUUCAUUUAGGGUGGGGGUCAGUAAAAAACAACAACUUGUAUCACACUUUUCAGCAUGGGCGGGGGGGGGGGGGGGGGGGGGGGGGGGGUCUGGUGGUAAGAGGUGCUGAACUGUACCCCUAGACGUACUAAACAGCUCAACUGUUCUCCAUUUAUUUUAUUUUAAGCAAUGAGGUCAAAUGUAAUCAUUUUAAAAUUAUGUUGAACCAUCAUCAACCCUGUAUACACCUUCACUCUGAGGUAGCCUAUACAGAAAUGAACCAUGGAAACAAUAGUUGCCUAUUUUUCUCCUUUCCUAAAGAGGUUGUCAAUGUCAUGUUAACUUAAUUCAGUACUGUAGAGCUCCCAUACUCAACAGACGGACCCCAGGCCGGAUCCGGACCAAGAACGGGGUCAAUACGGACCACGGGUCCGAAUUAGUUUUUAGUUUUUUAAAUAAAUAAAACAUUUUUUGGGGGAGAAACUCAGUCAGGUAUCAUAUGAACACACAUAAGACAUGGCAAAAUGUGUAGAAUUGCAGGAAAUUAGCAUUAAAACUGCAAAAUGUUCUCUCUGCCAACAGGAGGGGUGUGAACAGUUUGAGGUCGCAUGGGUUGCGAGGUGGGGGUUUGUUACUUCGCCAAUAAAUGACAAUAUCCAUUCGGACCUUUCUUUUCCACCUAGGAAAUCUGUGUGACCGGACCGUCUCAAAUAGUACUUGAGUACCCCUUAUGGUUAUACCUGUGUUAAAUGGACAUGUGUUACACUGGUCUGGUGUCAGUUUAUUUGGUGUUGCUUACAUAGCCUUCAUUAGUCAUAGUCAGGUGCCUGUGUGUAUGCGUGCGUCUGUGAAUCCCCAAGCUUUCUCAACAACAGUUUUCUGCCUUCAGCAAGUCCUUAGUUCUCCUGUUAACAACUCUCCUGGCUGUAGUCUAAUUUCUCUUCUUAAUAUUUGCAUAACUACUGUGGUAUUUGAUAAUGCCUAGGCAUUUCUUGUAGAGAAAUGGAGAGCUGAUAUGCACCAUGUUUGCUAGAAUUGGAAGUUGUCUCCAUCUUUAUGACCCAUUCAUUAUUCCUUGUUCGCAGUGGUGUAAAGUACUUAAGUAAAAAUACGUUAAAGUACUACUUAAGUAGUUUUUGGGGGUAUCUGUACUUUACUUUACUAUUUAUAUUUUUGACAACUUUUAAUUUUACUUUACUACAUUACUAAAGAAAAUAAUGUACUUUUUAUUCCAUACAUUUUCCCUGACACCCAAAAGUACUCGUUACAUUUUGAAUGCUUAGCAGGACAGGAAAAUGGUCCAAUUCACGCACUUAUCAAGAGAACAUCCCUGGUCAUCCCUACUGCCUCUGAUCUGGAGGACUCAUUUUCUAUUCAGGUAUCUUUACUUUUACUCAAGUAUGACAAUUGGGUACUUUUUCCACCACUGCUUGUUCGGUAACAAGGUUACAUAAAGACUUCAUAACACAUUCUUAAGUCAUACGUAACACAUUCAUAAACUGUACACAUUUCAUGAAUGCUUAGCAAAAUCAGCUGGAGCAAAAACAGUUUAUAAUAGAACUAACAAAUGACUUGGCAUCAUGAUCAGGCCCAUGUAAGGUCAAUGUGUCAUAGGAAACCCACAGCCACCUUUACCUCAAGGUGAGAGAGUUUAAAGGCAGAUUAAGUUGAAGGGACACCAUGGCUGACUGAUUCAUCAGAAUGAUUUGUUUUCUGCCACAACCUGUGUGUGUGUGUGUGUGUGUGUGUGUGUAUGUGUGAGACCAUGAGGAGACAGGGUCACAAUGUCCCGUUGCCACGGUGUACUCAUUUCUUUAUGAACAAGGAGUAUUAGAUUACAGCCAGGCAGAGCACAUCUUCAAUUUAUGCAUUUUCAUUUUAUCCAUCAACGUUUCACUUUCACUCCCUCCCCCUCCCUCUCUCUCUCUCUCUCUCUCUCUCUCUCUCUCUCUCUCUCUCUCUCUCUCUCUCUCUCUCUCUCUCCUCUCCCUGUCUCCCUCUCUCCUUCUACCUCUCCGUCUCCCUCUCCCUGCCUCUAUCUCCCUCUCUCUCCCUCUUCUCCACCCCCACUCCUCUUAUCUCUAAAACAAAAGCUAAUGUAGCUGCACUAAUAAAAAACAGAAGCGUGUUAGAGGGAACAUUUGUCUGCUGGUUGUUAACUAUUAAUCCUACAUGGUCCAGAGUGGGGGUUAGGUUUACCCUGCUAAGUGGUCUUGCAAUACUAUUGAGUCCUAUGGGCCCUGGUUAAUAGUAGUGCACUAUGUAGGGAAUAGGGUGCCAUUUGGGACGUAGCAGGAAAUUCUUAAGCAGCACUUUGACAUAUAUGGCCUAAUGGCCUAUUUCGAUGCCUUGACUUUCACCUCUGUACUAGCAUUGCUUGUCAGGACUCAUGGCACUCCACAGCGGCUGUGGGAAGAGCCUGAGUGCCAGUCCAUUUCUGCUGUCUUGCCAACCCCUUAUGGAAUUAUCAUGUCAGUGAGUGACAAGGAGUUGGAAUGAUAGUACAAACAUACUGUAUCUGGGACCAGGCUAGGAAGAGACUGUACUCUUCUGUAUAUUCUCAGUAUGCGUUUUAUAUUCUGGUUACUGACUCACUGCUUACAUCUUCUAAGUAAAGAGUACUCCUACGACGACGUUAUGAUGGGAGGGCUACACCCACAGCAGCCUUUGUCAAAGAAAUACUUACUGUUUUUUAUAAGCACUCUGUCACACCUAUAGCAAAGCCACUUGAAACAAACAAGACAUCCUAUGUCGCCUGUUGUCUGUCUGUAGUUGUAAUGACUUGCUAAGAGAUGAUUGCGAUUAGUUGUUUACAGAAGGGUUGGCCCAGUCUGCAGCUUUGCCAGCUUUUCCUUGGCUACUAAAUAAGUCAAUAAGCCCAAGGUGAGGGAGAUUAAGACAACAGGUGAGGCAGCAGCCUCUUGACUGAGCAAAUAUUGAUCCGAUCCUUCUAUUUGGAAAGGGGGUUGGUCUCGGUUAGAAGGAAAUUUGGCUGAAGGUGAUGCAUUAUGUUGAGAAAUCAUGUGUAUUGGCCAGUUAUCACAUUUUUAAGUCAGUUACAUCAGUCAAAACAUAUUAUUUCACUAAUUUUAGACUCUCUGAGCAUGAUUUAAAAAUUUUAAAAUGGUCCAUCAAAAUGAAUGUGAGGUUAUUUAGGAGUUGACUUGAAGAUACUCCGAAUGGGUAUCUGUGAAUUAGGUGAUGACCUGUGUGCUGUCAUGCUCUAAACCAGGGGUGUCAAAGUCAAAUGGACGGAGGGCCAAAUAAAAAAUUUAGCUACAAGCCGAGGGCCGGACUGUUCGAAUGUUCAUUGAACAUUUUUUAAAUGACGCAUAUAGUCUAGUGAACCUAAUUGAACCUACUGAAAACCUAACAAAUAUAUUCCAAUAUGAUCAGAUAAAUAAAGCAAUAUUUUCUUAUGGCUCUGUCAGUAAUCUUUAAUUUUCAACAGACACAAAAGACAAAUUUCCUUUAUAUAAAAAUCCCCAUAACAUGAACAUUAAAUGAAAGAAACCGGUAUUCAAGGCACCAUCAGUAGCCUAUAUUUUCUAUUUUAGCAAAAGUGGGCUAAAUUUACUUCAAAGAAAAAAACAAUAAUAGCAAUUUUCUAUCAUCCACUCAACUGAAAUAUUUUAAAAAUAUAAUUGGAUUGAAAUACAAUAAAAUAAAGUGCAAAAAUCUAUUAAUCAAAAACAACACUUUGUUUAAGGAGAAGUAACAUGCAGUGAAAACAAAUAUUAAACUUUAACUUUUAAACUUGAACUGAGUAAAAACUCUAAAUAUGUGAUUGCACAGUAAUGUUCACUUGUUUGAGGUUGAGGGUGAUACUUGGUGGUGUCCCAUCUUUUCCACAAGUUCAUCAAUGUUCGGGGUAAGGCUCUGAGCUGAGGAAAUCCUCAGAAUUGAGUGGAGGUGUUCAGCAGUAAGUCGACUUCUGUGUGAUGUUUUGUUCAGGUUCAUCAAAGAAAACAGUUGUUCACACAGGUAUGUGCUGCCAAACAUAGACAACGUUUGAGCAGCCUGGAUGCGCAGCUGGGGCAUUGUGUCGGGGAGGAAACGGGCGAACUCCGCAGCACCCACUGCCGCAUAUUUUGCCCUCAGUGCAUCAUUGCAUUGGAGGUCAAUCAACUCCAUUUGGAGGUUUGGUGGUGAGCUUUCCACGUCAACAGCAAAUGGGUUACCGAGCAGUUCCAACCUGCUUUUUUGUGCUUCAAAGUCAGCAAAUCGGCGUCGAAAGUCAGCGGCAAGCAUACCUAUUUUAUCAGCCAACUGUGCGCUCGGGAACGCACUGGUAGAGAGCUUCUCUUUCAUGGUCUGGCAGCUGGGAAAGUGGCUCAAAUUUUCUUUCCGCAUCUGCGUCUCCCACAGAGUCAGUUUGGUUUUAAAUGCCUUCACUGUACUGUACAUAUCAGAGAUGACAUGAUCCCGACCCUGCAGCUGCAAGUUCAUUGCAUUCAGAUGACUCGUAAUGUCACACAGAAAAGCCAUUUCACACAGAAACAUUUCGUCUCGGAGUUGUGUUGUGUCUUUCCCUUUGCUGUCCAAGAACAGACAAAUCUCCUCACGAAGCUCGAAACAUCUUUGAAGCACCUUUCCCUGGCUUAGCCAUCGCACCUCUGUGUGAUAAGGCAAAUCACCAUGCUCCGUUUCUAACUCCGUCAGAAAUGCCUUGAACUGGCGGUGAUUCAAACCUUUGGCUCUGAUAAAGUUAACUGUGCGCGUGAUGAUGCUCAUUACAUGCUCCAUUUUCAAGGCUUUACCGCACAACGCUUCCUGGUGUAUGAUACAAUGAUAAGCUGUCAGCUCACCUGUCGCGUUUUCCUCUUGCAUCUUUUCCCGUAUCUUCGCCACCAGUCCGCUCCUGUGUCCACACAUCGCAGGUGCUCCGUCGGUUGUCAAACCCACGAGUUUUUCCCAAAGCAGCUCCAUCUCAUUUACACAUCUUGACACCUCUUCAUACAAAUCAUGCCCCGUAGUUGUGCCAUGCAUAGGACGUAAAGCCAAAAACUCCUCUGUCACGCUUAGGCUGGAGUCCACUCCGCGGAUGAAAAUUGACAACUGGGCAAUGUCAGAAAUGUCGGUGCUCUCAUCCACAGCCAAGGAAUAUGCAAUGAAAUCUUUUCCCUUUUUCACAAGCUGCUCUUUUAGAUUGAUGGACAACUGGUCUACUCUCUCGGCAAUGGUGUUUCUGCUCAGACUCACAUUUAAAAAGAGUUGCCUUUUUUCUGGGCAAACUUCGUCACAAACUUUAAUCAUGCAGUUUUUGAUGAAAUCCCCCUCCGUAAAUGGCCGGGCUGAUUUAGCGAUCUCUUCUGCCAAAAUAAAACUGGCCUUGACAGCAGCCUGGCCUUGUGAUUUGGCUUUUUUGAACAGAGCCUGUCGAGAUUUGAGGCCUCGUUUUAAUUCCUCUGCCUUUUGUAGCCUUUGUUCCAUGUCCAUAUUCUUGUUUUUGUCCGCGUGUUUCGUUUCAUAAUGUCGUCUCAGAUUAUACUCUUUCAGUACCGCCACACUUUCUCCACACAGAAGACACACAGGUUUUCCAGCUACCUCCGUGAACAUAUACUCCGACUCCCACCUUGUUUGAAACCCCCGGUUCUCAGUGUCCACCUUCCGUUUUGCCAUUUUUGAUGGGUAUCUGAAAGUUAAUUUUACUGUGAUGCUGACGACUGCUGUGCCAAUAAAUAUUGAAAUGAAGCAGCCUACUGCUCGGUGCGUCACCGUUGCAUUGUGGGAAAUGUAGUAUUGGUGCGUGUAAAAGAUCUGCGGGCUGCCGGCUUGCUGCGGUCUGCGGGCCGGUUCUAAUAAUAAAUCAAGAUCAUCCCAGGGGCCGUAAAAAACCUUCUCGCGGGCCGGAUGUGGCCCGCGGGCCUUGACUCUGACAUAUGUGCUCUAAACAGUCCCAAUACACUGUUCUCAAACUAGCACACUCCACAUACUUUUCAAAAACUAGUGUCACCAUUAGAGGACUACCUUGUGAGUAUUUCAUCCAUUGUUCAGGCUCUUUACACACUCUGUAUAUAUAAAUACCUGACUGGUGUGAGUCUGUGUGUGUUUUUUCUUUCAGUCCGACUACCACUUUGAGUACACAGACUGUGAUGUGCUGGGGUCUCGAUGGAGGGUGGCGGUGCCCAACAAACCAGACACGUGCACAGGCCUCCCUGACCCUGUCAAGGGCACACAGUGUAGUGAGUACUCUACCUACCUCCCUUACACUAUCUACCUACCUCCCUUACUCUAUCUACCUACCUCCCUACCUCCCUACCUCCCUACCUACCUACCUACCUACCUACCUACCUACCUACCUACCUACCUACCUACCUACCUACCUACCUACCUACCUACCUACCUACCUACCUACCUACCUACCUACCUACCUACCUACCUACCUACCUACCCACCCACCCACCCACCCACCCACCUACCUACCUACCUACCUACCUACCUACCUACCUUGUCGUUUUGAAGAGGCGGGGAGAGAGGAUGUGAGGAACCAAAGAAAGGACUAUUGAGAUGCACCCACAGUGUCUCCCUGGCCUGCACUAGACUCAUCUCUCUCUUCUCUCUCCUCCCCCCUCCUCCCCCAGCGUUCUCCUGCAGCGAGGGGGAGUUCCUGGACAUGAGAAGCCAGGAGUGUCAGAAGUGUUCUGCUGGGACCUACUCUCUGGGGACGGGCGUGGCCUUCGAUGAGUGGGACAGCAUGCCGGCCGGCUUCAUCUCACACGGGAUGAACAUGAACAUAGCCGACAUCUACACCAACUGUUCAAAGUCAGUAUCUCUCUCUCAGUCUUGCUUACAGCGGGUGUGGGAAUAGAGUAGUAUCUCUCCAUCUCAAGCUUGGGUUAUUUAAGGGCCAUUUACAUCUGCCUGGUCCCAGAUCUGUAUGUGCUGUAUAGCCAACUCCUAUGGCUGUUGGCAAAACAGUAAAAACUGAUCUGGGACCAGGCUACCUUUCUACGCAGCCGCAUACUGUUUAGUGCAUUGGAAGACACCCUUAUUUUAGUUUCCAUUCAUCUCAACCUUCAGAGCUUCUGUCUAUUUUCUUGUUUGUCUUCUCUUAUAGCUCAACCUGGAUACCGAAAGGCGACUACAUUGCCUCUAACAUAGAUGAGUGCACCUCUACCUUGUCCUACGCUGUCAGCCUGAAGAAAGCAGGCACUGUGUCCUUUGAGUACUUCUACCCAGACAACACCAUCUUCUUUGAAUUCUAUGUGAGUGUUCCAUGUUCUAUGUUUUAAGUGUUCUAUGUGAGUGUUCCAUGAUACUCUCCAUUCAUUUCCAAUGGACAGGGCUACGUGAUGUGCUCCUCAAUCUAUCUCCAUCAUCUCCAUGCUAUCUAAACGAGGAACUGUAAUGAACUGAACUGUGUGCGUCAGGCUGCCAUGUUGUAUUGAUCUCAUCGUCCUGUCUUGUCCUCCGUCCAGGUUCAGAAUGACCAGUGUGAGUCCACAGACUCUGAGGGUCGCUGGAUGAGGACCUCAGAGAAAGACUGGACUCCCCACAAUGUGAGUCUUACUACUAUAGCCCCCCAUACAUUCAUACACUGAGCAUGGUGGGGUAGUGACCCUAAUCUCGGAACCCAGAACCAAAUCUUGUAUGCAUGAACUAUGCUAAUGUCUAUUAAGGGAGAUGAUGUAUGACCCCCGAAGGUUGCUCUCGCUCUCUCUCUGUCCAGUUGAAGCUGAAUCGAGGCAACAACGUGCUCUACUGGAGGACCACGUCUUUUGCACUGACGGGCAGUACUGUCAAACCUGUGCUGCUUCGCAACAUUGCCAUCUCAGGUACUAUACAGUAGUCAUUGAUGUCAUCAUUUUCUAUCCAGACUUGUUUGCAGAUUGCCAUCCCUGUUUAUUUAGGGUUGAUUAUGAUACCCCGGCAGGAGUAUUUUUUUUUAGCAAUAUUCAAAACAUUUUGUAGCCCCAACACCUAGCAACCUCGUCAAGAGAUUCAGAUCUUUUGGUGUAACGGUUUGACAGUCGCUGAACCUAGGUUUGCGUCCCGGUUGAGGCUACCCCUCAAAAGCGCUGCAAUGUAAAAAACUGAAAAGCUAAGAUGCACACCUCUUCUUACUCUUGUUUCUGUUAAUAAUUACUGAUUGAUAAUCAUCCUGCUCCUCCAGGGGUUGCCUAUACGUCAGAGUGUUUCCGUUGUAAACCUGGGACCUACAGCACCAAGCCAGGCUCUGCUCACUGUACCCCCUGCCCUGCCGACUCCUACUCCAACAAGGGAGCCACGGUGUGCCAGCAGUGUGAAGAAGACAAAUAUGCAGGUAUGUUUGCAUUCUAGCACCAGCCACUUAACCCACGAAGGGUAAACUAUAUACCUGAAAGAUAUGAACUGCUAGGACUAUUUCCGCGUAGAUAUUUCUCCCUGUUACAACCGAUUGAAUAGUGGAUUGCUCACUUGCAAGUCACCACACAAAUGUAUAUAAUGUAUGCAAAUAUACUGUACAUGCUCUUGGUUCAAUUAAAUGCACAGGCUGUGUGGUUGGUUGACUUAGUCUAAGUGUGUGUGGUAUCUCUGGAUCUUAAUGGUGGUUAUGUUUUUCUCCUGCCUCUUGGUGGUUUUCCACUGGGUCGUGUUCAGUAGGACACACCAUAGCAAAAUGUUUAGCAACAGACAAGAAAAAUCUGUUUUGUUAUUGGACAUGUUCAUGCACUACCACUCUGUUUCGAAACAUGACUGAACACAACCUACUGAACACAACCCUUGUUCCCUUGUUCAAACGCUUCUUCCAGAGGCCGGAUCAGGGAGCUGCAAGCAGAGGCCUGCAUGUACCACCAGUGACUACUUCUACACUCACACCCCAUGUGACUCCAAAGGACAGGUAAUACUAUGGGAAAAGUAAAGAGAAAGUAAAUGAAGCUGACUGACAAUGCUGUUCAUAUGUGAGCAGUCAGUUGUUUUUUCAUGGCUCAGGUCACUACAGUGACCACCAGCUGGAGUUGGUAUCAGCUUUCCUUACAUAUUGAUUGUCUGUUUAGUCCUGACAGGUUCUAUUCAACCAGUAUGCACUCAGUCAUGAUGAUUAGCCAUAAUGUAGCAUACAUACAUUGAUGCGAUAUGUGGUUAUUUUACCUCCCUUAGUUGAAUGCACCAAUUAUACAUUAAUAAGAGUGUCUGCUAAAUGACUAAAAUGUCAAUGUAAUUCAUAACUCCCCCCCAUACGUAAAGAAAAAAUUAUGCACACAUGACUGUAAGUCGCUUUCGAUAAAAGCGUCUGCUAAAUGGCAUAUUAUUAUUAUUAUUAUUGCUCUGUUUCUUAGACCCAGCUGAUGUACAAGUGGAUCGAGCCAAAGAUCUGUAGUGAGACCGUUGAAGGGGCAGUGGAUAACAGUACUGAAGGAGCAGUGAAGCUACCAGCCUCUGGACAGAUGGAGACCUGCCCUCCCUGUAACCCUGGCUUCUCUGUCACCAACACCUCAGCCUGCGAACCCUGUCCUCACGGAUCCUACUCCAAUGGAACAGGUGCAAAAACCCCUCCUCAAAGUAACGAUUGAUGAAAUGUAUUAAUGGAAAUAAACAUGAUUGUGCUAUGUUUUGUGCUCGGUGCUAUAUGAGGAACAUUCUGCAACAAGUGUUGCAGAAACACAACAGCUUAUGUCCUUCAAAAAAUGCCAAUGUUUUUAUGCUGUCAGAUCUUUUGUUGCAAUAAUUACUUACUUACUUACGUAAUCCUCUAUGCCCCCUUUGGGACAUAAGACCGCUUUGGCACAAAUAUAAACCCACUGCUCUUUAACAGUAGCUCUCGAUCCCUCAUGUCCAUAUCCAGCCUGUGCUGAUUGCUUGAGGGCCACUGGUGGUCAACUAAACCUCUCUACUGUGUCUUUAUCUAACACUCUCUAUCCAUACUCUAUGUGCAGCCUGUGCAGAGUGUCCGGUAGGAACAGAGCCGGUGGUGGGCUUUGAGUACAAGUGGUGGAACAAGAUGCCCGACAACAUGAGGAGCUCUGUCUAUAGCCGGGAGUACAGCGACUCAGUCAGGAGCACGGGUAAGGGACUCUAAUACCUUUUUCACUCUACUGAGGCAAACCAAGCCAAGUUGUAAUGGGCUGGCCUGGUUACGAAUCGGCAAUAGUUACAGCGACUCAGGAGCACUGGUACAUAUGUAAAGGACUCAAAUACCCUUUUUACACUAUCGCACUGACACGAACCACACUGUGGUGAUGUGGAUACUGUAUAUUCCUUUCAAAUUGUAAUUUCCAGCAACUAUGGUGGAUGUGUAACCAGGACAGCUGGUACAGCUCUGCUUGGCUCGGCUAAAUUCAGCAGGGUGAAAAAGGCCUACUUUUGAAUGAGCAGUCAUAAAGUAAUUGACUUGAUCCUGAGUGUUGCGUUUGACGUGAUGUGCACUCUCUGUUGGUGGCCUGUGAAGUUAUUGAUUGUUGAUCUGUUGUUGUGACUGACAGGAUGGGAGGUGGCAGGAGAGUACAUCUACACCACCCCAGGGGAUCUGGACUCUGACUACAUGAUGCUCUCACUCACUGUCCCUGGAUACAGGUAGGGCUCGCAGGUUAAAUCUGUGGAAGUUACAACAAACACCCGAAUGAAACUGCUUAUGAAUGGGUUAUGUAUGAGUUAUGAAUGUGUUAUAAAGUCCUUAUAUAGGUACCCUUCUAAAAAAAAGUGUUACCCUUGAAUUUAACAUAUUUGCAUAACACUGUAUGUGUAAUGCUACAGUAUAUGUGCUGUAGGUGUCAUGUAUUGUUGUGGCUGUAGUAAACAGUUACCUUUAAAUAUUUUCUGUCUCCCUAGGUUGCCUCACUCGAUGGCUAAGGAUGAUGAGAGGAGUGAACUGUCCCGGAUCUCCUUUGUCUUUGAGACCCAGUGCACUGCUGAUUGUACCCUCUACUUUAUGGCGGUGAGAGAGAAUAUCUCACGCAACAUUUCAUGCAACAAUUUAAAGUAUUUGUAGUCACAUAGUACAUUUGGUUAAUCUGUAUUCAAGACCUACAGAGUUGGAAUAUUGAUGUAAACAAAAAUACAAAUUUUGUGGAUUGUAAAGAAAAUGAACGAAAAUGUAUUCUUUUCCCAGGGUUACAAUGAGAGGACCAACGACAUGUUGGAGCACUGGAGGGGCACGACCAGGAAACAGUCCUACUCCUACCUAGUGAAGAGCAACAGCACCGUCAGCUUUACCUGGGGCUUCCAACGCACCCAGGCCUUCAGUGAGGUGAGAUAGAUAGACACAGACACACUCACACUCAACACACUUAGAUCCAUGGAAAUUUCAGCCAUUUCAUUGCUGAGCUUUCCAUCACAGACAGUGGACCUUUACCAGAGGGACAACACCUCCCAUGUCAUACGAAACACUAACUCAUCUCCGCAGAUAAUGCAUCUCUGCAUGACUCAACUCCACAAUAUUUCUUCAGCCCCUUAUGAAGGAGUGAUGUGUGUUUGACUAGUGUGGCAUAGCCUUACGUACUGUAUGAGUACUGUCCCUAUCUUCUCCUCAGGUGAGGCAGUACAGCGGUGACUUUGCCAAGAUGUACUCUGUCCAAAUCACCAACGUGAUGGGAGGUGUGGCCUCUCAGUGUCGUCACUGUGCCUUGGGCUCCGGGUCGGCCUCAGAAUGCGUCCCCUGCCCUCCAGCCCACUAUAUGGUCAAGGGGACAGGCAUGUGUAAGAGCUGCCCUCCCAACACCUUCAUCAGGGCUGAUCAGACCGUAGGGGAGGCAGCCUGUGUCCACUGUGGACCCAAUACGCACAGCAACAAGGUAAGGAAGGGGAUCGACGACGAACUGAAGAACUGUUGUAUUCGUGCAUUCAUCAGAUAAUGUAGGCCUGCGUGUAAAGUUUUUUUUUAGCUGUGAACGUAACACAAAUCAAAGUACUAAUAAAGAUCAAUGCAUCAUUUGUUGCAUUUUUAAAGCCUGUGAUACACAAUACUCUGAAUUAUUUAUUGUGCUUUGAAGGUGUGCCCAUGAUAAUGCAUUUCAUUGUUUCCAUGAUAAUGAUAAUGCAUUUGUGUCCAUGAUAAUGUAUGGUAAUCCUGUUUCUCCCCCAUCCCCUCCCAGGCCCACUCAGCCUGUGUUAGCGACUGUAGACUGGACCUGCAGUCCACCGUAGGAGGAGAGGUCCUCCAAUAUGACUUCACCCCCCUGGCUAACAUCACCAGCUUCCAGAGCAGCCCACGCUUCACCAGUAAAGGCCUCCGAUACUUCCACCAGUUCAGGGUCGGCCUCUGUGGAGAAGAGGUAAGGUCUGAUGGAUGGAUACGGUUCUAUUUAGAAUACACCUUUGGUCAAUCUCAAAAGUAUUUUCCUCGCUUCCUUGCAUCCUCUCUUCUUACCUUGUCAAAAUGUCAGAGGAGAGCAUUGGAGAAGAUCUCCUCUUUCUGUCUCCUCCAUUGCUCUCCUUGCUUCCCUCUGACAUUUUGAGAAGUAGACAAGGAAAGAGGACGCAAGGAAUCGAGGAAAAUACUUUUGAGAUUUACCCCUUGAACACAGUAAUGAUGGUUACAUAGAAACUCACAUUAUUGGUGAUUCUCUGUUGUGACCCGUGUAGGGCAGAGAGGUGGCGGUGUGCGUUGACAACGUGACAGAGAGCAGGAAGGUCAGAGGUUACGCCUGCCAGUCCACCGUGGUGCCCUCUGAGGUCAGAGGUCAGAGUGUGGUGUCAUCACAACCCUUCACUAUCGGUGACACACUCAUUGGUAAGAGAUCAAGCUUUACUCCAUGAUGUAUCCCUCUCAAAUAGCAAUAUAUACACACCAAAAAACACCUGGCUGGUAAAGGGUCUUGGGGACAGCUUUGCAUGAAGCCAAGGAUGGACUUGAAAUUAUUAUUGUCCAUUUUCUUUGUUGGGUAACUUUACCAACUGAUCAUGAUCAACGGGGUGGUGUACAGAAAACACUGUCACCAUUGCUGUGUCGUUGUGUCUCCUCUCUUGCUUGAACAUGUUUUGUUUCUGUUUGAAGGGGUUACCUCUGACACAUCUCUGGAUAGCAUUGCCUCUCUUGAAAGCUAUUUCACUACCAAGUCCAACCUGCCUGAUGUCAUAUUCUACUACAGGUAUCAUCAUCAUCAAUCUGGGUUUUCAAAUAAAACAAAUAUUUGUUACUGCGGUUUUGUAUACUUUUAAGCCAGUCGUUUUGAAACUUUAAGGCAGAGACAUAACCAGAUGUUCUAGUGGUGGCUAGUUUGUUGUUCUAUAAUUAAGUACUAUCCCAACUCAGUACUAUAUAACCUCUCUUUAUCUGCCACUGUACUCUGUAUUUAGAAGUCAUAUUAUGUCCACCACAGGUCCAGUGAAACAACACAGGCAUGUAACAAGGGAAGGACAACUACCAUCAGACUGAGAUGUGAUCCUACAGUGACAGGCAAAGACCAGAUUACACUCCCAAGGUAUGGACUACUGUACAUGACUAACUGACUGAAGUAAACUAUGUAGACUCUCAAAAUGUGGCUGAACUGACACUGGCAGUGCACUCUGAUAUUUGUACAGAGAGUGACUUCCUGUGGAAUAAUGAUGGAACUACAACUAUUGCACCACCUCAAAUAAAGACUUGCUAUUACAGCUUAGCCUUGACCCCAGCUGUACUGUGUGAUGUCUGGAAGACUACAGUGUGCUAAACUCUCCCAACCCGAAUAAGAGCGGAGCACCAACAGCUGCUAGGUGAAUCUUAACAUUCAACUCUGUCUUUGUUGUCCCGUCCAGUAAAUGUUCAGAGGGGACAUGUGACGGCUGCUCCUUCCAUUUCCUAUGGCGGUCUCAGUAUGCCUGUCCACUCUGUACAGAGAGACACUACAGAGAGAUAGUCAGCGCCUGCAUACAGGGAAUACAGGUAAGAUAUUACAUUAGUACAGAGUCCUGCUUUCAUAUACUCUUCUUUGCUGGCUUUGGAGCAUAAGGCUACAAAAAGCUUCUACAUCAUGCCAGACAGUCCUUUGCAGCUUUUUGAUUCUUAACUAUGCACAUUGUCUAAUGUAGACUUGCGAUAACACUAUCAAAACAGCCAAAUUAUACUAAUGUGUGUGUGUGUUUGUAUCUCUCUCUCUCUCUCUUUCAGAGAACCACCUACGUGUGGCAGCAGCCCCUGCAGUGUACUGGUGGUGUGUCCCUGCCUGCCCAGACGGUCAGUGCCUGUGUGACCCUGGACUUCUGGCUGAAGGUCGGUGUGUCCACAGGGACGGUCGCUGCCAUACUGCUCAUCAGCAUCAGCUGCUACUUCUGGAAGAGAACUCGCAAGUAAGAUAUAGUCUAUGUGUGUGUGUGUGUGUGUGUGUGUGUGUGUGUGUGCGUGAGGGUGUAAACAUGACUGAAGCCUUUUUGAGGACUGGUGGUGUGUGUGUGUGUGUGUGUGUACAUCUGUGCAUGCAUGUGAGGAGUGACAGGAGUCUUUGUGGUACUGUGUACAUGCACUUGUGUGUGUGUGGGUAUCUAUUCAUGUGCCAGUGACAGUGCGUGUUUUCUCUCCCCUUCAUAUGCAGGCUGGAAUAUAAGUACUCCAAGCUGAUGAUGACUGCUGGAGAUAAGGAGUGUGAGCUGCCUGCUGCAGACAGCUGUGCCAUCAUGGAGGGAGAAGAUGCAGAGGACGACCUCAUCUACCUCACCAAGAAAUCCUUCUUCACUAAGAUCAAGUCCUUCUCCAGAGAGGUGAGGCCAAAAAGGUGGUGAUGUGAUGUUUCAAAAAAGACAUGAGUCCUCCUUAUACAGGGAACUGGGAACAAGAUCUGUAUCACUGUAUGUGGUUUGUAUAAAUAUUUUGCAUUAGAAAUAUAUUUCUGGUAUAAAAUGUCUGAAAUGUGUCUGUAAUACUGUAAAUCAUACUCCAAGAGACGUUUCCCAUUGAAUGUGCAAUGGAAAGUAGUACUUAAAGUAGUUAUUAUCUUAUCAAUUAAUGUUUUGAUCACUCUAAAAUGAGAACAACUGUAUUUGAUGUGUUUCCACAGAGAUCGUCAGAUGGAUUUGACUCUGUUCCCCUGAAGUCAUCAUCAGGUUUGGAGAUGGAGAUGAGCUAGAGCGGGGA